UUUUGGCAUCUGAGGUCGGAUUUGUGAUUAAAUACAUUUAGAGGGGUCAAUAUGAGAUUUUGAUAAAUUUCCACAAAAUUGCCCAAUUGUAUUCGAGAGAGAGAGAGAGAGAGAGGCGCGCGCAUCAAUGGAGGAGCUGAAACCCGUGCCUCAGAGCAGAAAGAGGCCUCUUCAACAUGAAAUCCAGGAUUCUCCCUACUACAAGAUGCGUGGACUUCUCAAAGAUCUUCGCCCCCAUUUCAUCGAGGUGCUCAGAACCCCUGAUUUUCGAAAUUGUAAAGCAGCUGAUGAUAUCCGUCAAGGGAUGAAGCUUCUGAUGGAACUAUACCAAGAGAUGACAGAAAACUCCGUUAAGCUGGAAAAAUGUAGCAAUGGUGACAUUGCCAAUGCCAAGAAAGCAGAGGAGCAUCAACAAGAUGUGAAACCUACUGACAAUCCUCUGCUGGAUGACGUUAUGUCUGUCCCGCCUCCAGAUAUUCAGAAACAAGGAACGUACAUCGUUGGGGGUUCUGCUUUCGGGUGGAACUUCAUAACAUACCAUAGCAGCAAAGCUGUCUACUACGGGCGAACAAAAGAGGCUUUUCGAGCACUAAAUCCCAAAUCUAGUUGAACGAGGACCCCCACCCCCCUGUUUGCUAGAACGGAUGGUUGUAUGACAUAUAUAUUAGAAGUUUAGGAUAAUGUACGAGUUUCUAUCACAAACAAUAUUUUGCAGGUUCAAUCUUCUAUACAUUCAGAUUGUAGAGAGACAUAAUUGUUGCACCAAAAUUGUGUUGAUGUAUUUUGCCUUAUUCUACUUA
Molecule: messenger RNA, 800 nt
Organism: Salvia miltiorrhiza (redroot sage)
Lineage: Eukaryota; Viridiplantae; Streptophyta; Magnoliopsida; Lamiales; Lamiaceae
Exons: 3
Coding region: 128-610 (160 amino acids)
Source: RefSeq, a predicted model, not a curated record